ACCAUAGUUCAUAGUCAUGUAUAUAUAUAACAUUUGUGGUAGCCUCCUUCAGCACAAAAAUAUAGAAACCCUGACCUGAGAACACAAAAUCAUGGUGUCACCAAGUUCACACUUGGCAAUUUUAAUCCUCCUGUUAUCAGUUUCAUUGACAGCUUCAGCUUCAGUUGAAAGUUUUGUCCAAUGUCUCAGUUUCUAUUCAGACAAGGCAGCUCCAUUUUAUGCAUCAAUUUACACUCCAAAUAAUGCUUCAUUUACCAACAUCCUUGAUUUCUCUGCACAGAACCUAAGGUAUUUGGUGCCUUCAGCACCAAAACCUGAUUUUAUAUUCACACCCUUGACUGAUUCCCAUGUCCAAGUAGCUGUGAUUUGCUCAAAGAAACUUGGUAUCCAUAUGAGAGUACGAAGUGGUGGCCAUGACUAUGAAGGACUCUCAUAUGUUUCUGAAAUAGAAACCCCUUUCAUAAUCAUUGAUUUGUCUAAGCUUCGUGCCAUCAACGUUGAUAUAAAAGACAAUAGUGCUUGGAUUCAAGCAGGUGCCACUAUUGGUGAAGUCUAUUACAGAAUAUAUGAGAAAAGUGCAGUUCAUGGUUUCCCUGCUGGCCUAUGUUCCAGCUUAGGUGUGGGUGGGCACAUUACAGGAGGUGCAUAUGGAUCCAUGAUGAGAAAGUAUGGCCUUGGAGCUGACAAUGUCCUAGAUGCACAAAUUGUUGAUGCUAAUGGCACAGUCCUUGAUAGGACAGCCAUGGGGGAAGACCUAUUUUGGGCAAUUAGAGGAGGUGGAGGAGGAAGCUUUGGCAUCCUUCUUUGGUGGAAGAUAAAGUUGGUUCCUGUGCCAGAAACUGUGACAGUGUUCACAGUUACAAAGAGCCUAGAACAAGAUGCAACCAAGAUUGUUCAUAGAUGGCAGGAAGUGGCACCCAAUAUUGAUGAGGAUCUCUUCAUUAGGGUCAUCAUUCAACCAGCUACUGUUGGAAACAAAACUGAGAGAACUAUCACAACUUCUUACAAUGCUCUCUUCCUUGGUGGGGCUGAUAGACUCCUCCAAGUUAUGAAAGAAAGCUUUCCUGAAUUGGGUUUGACUAGAAAAGAUUGCUUGGAAACUAGCUGGAUCAAAUCUGUGCUCUAUAUUGCUGGCUAUCCAAAUGAUACACCCCCUGAAGUUCUACUUGAAGGAAAAUCAACAUUCAAGAACUACUUCAAAGCCAAAUCAGAUUUUGUAAGAGAACCAUUACCAGAAGCUGGGCUUCUGGGGUUAUGGCAAAGAUUGCUGGAAGAAGAUAGUCCCUUGAUGAUUUGGAACCCAUAUGGUGGAAUGAUGAACAAAUUUUCAGAAUCUGAUAUCCCUUUCCCUCACAGAAAUGGAACACUAUACAAAAUCCAGUACCUAUCUCUUUGGCAAGAUGGAGAUAAGAAUGCCUCAAAGCAUAUAGACUGGAUUAGGAAGCUUUACAAUUAUAUGACUCCUUAUGUAUCUAAGUUCCCAAGGGAAGCAUAUGUGAACUACAGAGACCUUGAUUUGGGAAUGAACAAGAAGAAUAGUACAAGCUACCUACAGGCAACUGCUUGGGGUAAUAUGUAUUUCAAGGAUAACUUCAACAGGUUGGUAAAAAUAAAGACUAAAGUGGAUCCUGAAAACGUGUUCAGGCAUGAACAGAGCAUCCCACCACUUCCAGUCUCAACUAUGAAGUUAAAAGACAAGAAAUCCAAGAACUGGGAAUAA
Molecule: messenger RNA, 1720 nt
Organism: Gastrolobium bilobum
Lineage: Eukaryota; Viridiplantae; Streptophyta; Magnoliopsida; Fabales; Fabaceae
Product: monolignol oxidoreductase AtBBE-like 13
Exons: 1
Coding region: 92-1720 (542 amino acids)
Molecular function (GO): oxidoreductase activity; FAD binding
Source: RefSeq, a predicted model, not a curated record